AUGGCCAAUCUGCCAAACUGGAAGGAGUUAAAUUACCCUGAACCCUCCAGCAAUGAAAAACCUAUCGUACUCAAACAUGUAGAAGCAGAAACGUUUACACGCUUCACCGAGUUUGCAUACCGAGGUACUUAUGUUACUCCCGUGGUCCAGAAUGGCCAGCAUUCAGACUUGUCCGUCAACAUUUCCGAUGAGGAAGAUGGUAGUAUUGAACGUGGAUCCCGUUACCUCCGAGCACGCAGCCCAAUAGCCCGCACAAUCUCACCACAGCGAAACAACAGCGCCUCCCAUCGUCGCUUCUUCGAACAAUUCAGAUCCCUGAAUUUCUACGACGUUCCAGCCAUGGUCUCCGUCAACCCAAACAUCAUGUUUCAUGCAAAGCUCUACGUUUUUGCUACUGAGUUCCAGAUCCUGUCUCUACAGAGGCAGUGCCUGAGCAAGCUGCACGGAGAUCUGUGUGAGUUUUACAUGAAUCCAAGCGAUGUGCAGAUCCUUCUCGACUUGAUUGAGUAUUCCUAUACUCAUACGGCACGACAUGAGCUAGGAGAAGAGUCUCCUCUUCGAAACUUGGGUUUUCGGUAUGCGUUGUGUCACAUUGACAAGUUGGUUGGUGAGGAGAGGUUUGAGCAUAUUGUCGCAGGUAAUGGCGACCUUGCUCUUGAUAUUUUAAAGGAAGCGUUGAAGGCAUUAUAG
This is a messenger RNA of Talaromyces marneffei, 690 nucleotides long. RefSeq lists its product as uncharacterized. The transcript has 2 exons. Lineage: Eukaryota; Fungi; Ascomycota; Eurotiomycetes; Eurotiales; Trichocomaceae. Bases 1 to 690 code for a protein of 229 amino acids. The record is from RefSeq and is a predicted model, not a curated record.